Messenger RNA from Camelina sativa (false flax), 1410 nucleotides. The record is from RefSeq and is a predicted model, not a curated record. Lineage: Eukaryota; Viridiplantae; Streptophyta; Magnoliopsida; Brassicales; Brassicaceae.
AUGUGGGGUUUGAGCAAUCUCAAGUACGUUGACCUGUCCAGAAACAACCUCUCGGGAAGCUUACCAAAAGAAAUAGAGAAACUUUCGCAUCUCUUGACCUUCAACAUCUCCCACAACAGCCUCACAGGGGAGCUGCCAGCUGGAGCUUUCUUCAACACCAUCCCUCUCUCUGCCGUCACCGCUAACCCAUCCCUCUGUGGCUCCGUUGUGAAUCGCUCAUGUCUCUCUGUCCAUCCAAAACCAAUCGUCCUCAACCCCAACUCCUCCAAUCCAACCAAUGGCCCAGCUCUCACCGGGAAGAUCAGGAAGAGCGUUCUCAGCAUUUCUGCCCUCAUUGCAAUUGGCGCUGCCGCCUUCAUUGCCUUUGGGGUCGUGGCCGUCACUCUCCUCAACGUCCACGCCCGAGCUAGUGUUUCUCGUCACAAUGCAGCUGCUGCUCUUGCUCUCUCUGUUGGAGAAACGUUCAGCUGUUCCCCCAGUAAAGAUCAUCAAGAAUUCGGAAAGCUGGUGAUGUUCUCUGGCGAAGCCGACGUCUUUGACACCACUGGCGCUGAUGCGUUGCUCAACAAGGAAUGCGAGCUGGGACGUGGUGGGUUCGGAGUGGUCUACAAGACGAAUCUCCAAGAUGGUCGUCCUGUGGCAGUCAAGAAACUGACAGUGUCGGGUCUAAUAAAGUCGCAGGAGGAAUUCGAGAGAGAGAUGAGAAAACUCGGGAAGCUGAGGCACAAUAAUCUGGUGGAGAUGAAAGGGUACUACUGGACGCAAUCGCUGCAGCUCCUGAUCCACGAGUUUGUUUCUGGUGGAAGCUUGCACAGACAUCUCCACGGAGACGAGAGUGUUUGCCUAACGUGGCGUCAACGCUUCAGCAUCAUUCUAGGGAUAGCCAGAGGUCUAGCUUAUUUGCAUGGCAGUAACAUCACUCACUACAAUCUGAAAGCAACUAAUGUGCUCGUAGACGCCACAGGGGAGGCUAAGGUCUCUGACUUUGGGCUGGCCAGGCUGUUGGCUUCGGCACUAGAUAGGUGCGUCUUGAGCGGCAAGGUACAGAGCGCACUGGGGUACACAGCCCCAGAGUUUGCAUGCCGAACAGUCAAGAUAACCGACAAGUGCGAUGUUUAUGGGUUUGGGAUCCUGGUGCUGGAGGUGGUGACGGGGAAGAGGCCGGUGGAGUACGCGGAGGAUGACGUGGUGGUGCUCUGUGAGACGGUGAGAGAAAGGUUAGAAGAAGGGAGAGUGGAGGAGUGCGUUGACCCUCGGUUGAGAGGGAAUUUUCCAGCGGAGGAGGCAAUACCGGCGAUUAAACUAGGUUUGGUAUGUGGCUCCCAAGUGCCGUCGAAUAGGCCGGACAUGGAGGAAGUCGUGAAGAUAUUAGAGCUGAUACAGUGUCCCCCCUCUCAUGACUUAGAGUGA